GGAAACGAAAGCGAAACCGCGCGGCCGCCAUCAUGGCGCCGCCGCCGCUGCUGGUGCGGCUCAGCCCCGCUCCCGGCGCCGCCGGCGAGAAGCUGCGCCUCAAGCUCGAGAGAUACUUCCAGUCAUGGAGGCGGUCGGGCGGGGGCGAGUGCGAGGUGCGGCCGGGCCCCGAGCCCGGCACCUUCCGCGUGUACUUCAAGCAGGAGCAAGACAAGAAGGAAGUGGAGUCCCGCACAGAGCACGCCGUGGAAGCCGGCGGCAGGACGCUGAAGAUAACCAUCGAGGCAGAGGAGGGGGACCGGAGCGAAAGCCAGCGCCCAGCGCUCGCCUCCCCGCACCGCUUCUCCCCGCCUCCGCGGAGCCCCGCGAAGCAGCAGGCGGCGGGAGGCUGUGGGGGCUCCGCGGCUGAAGACGUCACCAAAAAGAUUUUUCUUACAGUAUCUGCAACUUUGAAUACCAGUAUGUUCACUGAACAGCAAAGGGAGAACAUUACCGUGAUAUGUCCAAAUUUAAGAAGAGAAAGAAAUCUUGGUAUUGAUGGCUCUGAGACACUGACAGGAGACUAUGCAGAUAUUGAAAAAGUGUACCACUACUUUAAGGGUCUCACUGCAGGCAAUGACCAAGGCCAUGAUUUUUCACGUUCUGAAAGCAAAAAUGAUUUGGGAGAUGAGAAUGGUCUGAAUACAGAAGAAGUGCUUCAGGUUCCAUCGUAUCUCUGUGAAUACUUUAGACAUGCCUACAAAGAGCAAAUUAAAGAGCUAUGUGAACGUUUUGGAGUAGAUAUAAAAAGUAAAGAGAGUGACAAUGGAAACACAUCAGUGUGCUUCACUUCUGAUGUAAGCCCCGCAUCAAUACAGGCAGCCAAAAAGUUUUUUACCGAGACUUUUCAGAAAAGUAUACACGGUCUGAAACAGGAAAAAAUUCCCUUUACAAACAAUAACCAGUUAAAUGAGACAAUAGUGAAAUUAAAUGCUAGGUUUAGUAAUCUUCUCUCCAAACAGGAAGGGAACCAACUGCUGCUCUGUGGUCCAAUAAGUGAGAUUAUGGCUGCCAAAAAAUUUCUGGAGAAGGAAAGUGAGAACAGCCAAGCUGAAAAGAAUAUGAAUAUAUCAGCUGGACUUUACAAAUACAGGUGUGGAAUUGAAGUUGAUGCUUCUGAGUUUAAACUGUUGGAAGCAAUAUUAAACAAAGAAAUUGAAGACAUUAAACAAAAUUUUGAUACUCUUGUGGAAAAGAAAGACAGUUCAUGUGGCCAGAAGAUGAUCAUCAUAUUUAGGCCCAGGAUCAAUGUUUUUGAUAUGUCUUCACAUGCUACUGAAAGUUUUAUCAAUGCAUUUCAGAAUGCCUCUGCAAUGCUAAGAGAAAAAGUCAUCAGCUGGAAGCUUUCAGAAGAUCAUAGAAAAAGAUUAAAUAUGCUUCUUGAUGGAAAACAAUUGGAAAAUCUGCAUAUAAAGCUUAAGAAGAAGGAAGACAAAUUUGUUUUAAGUGGUUUACCAGACCAUCUUUGUGCUGCUGAAAAGCACAUUAUGAACCUUCUUGACAUCAGAGACACUACACAAACUAAAAACAGAAAAGCACUGGCUUCUGAUCUCUGCUAUCAAGAAGCUUCAAGAGUGUCUGAGAUGAAAUAUAGUAGUUGGCAAAAGAAUAAUUUUUCUUCCAAAGAACAGGCUAAGCCAAAGGCAAAGGAUGAAGAACAGGAAAAAGAUGUGUGUCCUAUUUGCCAGGAUAGCUUUAACAAUAAACAAGUACUGCCAAAGUGCAAACAUGCAUUUUGCCAAAGUUGCAUUCAGCAGUCAAUGACUUAUAAGAAAGCAUGUCCUGUUUGUAAUACCUGCUAUGGACCUGUGCAAGGAGAUCAACCAGAAGGAAAAAUGUCAUUUAAAAUGAUUUCAGCAGAACUCCCUGGCUAUCCCAGAUGUGGUACUAUUGAGAUUACAUAUGAUAUAUUCAGUGGUAUUCAAACUAGCAAUCAUCCAAACCCAGGGAAACCUUUCUGUGGAACCUCUCGAAGAGCGUAUUUACCUAACAAUAAGGAAGGACAAGAAAUUCUGCAGCUCCUCAGAAGAGCCUUUGACCAAAAAUUGAUUUUCACAGUGGGGCAGUCACGUACUACUGGUGCAAAAGGUGUCAUCACAUGGAAUGAUAUUCACCAUAAAACACAAAUGCAUGGAGGACCUACAAAGUUUGGCUAUCCUGAUCCUGAUUAUCUGCAACGGGUUCGAUCAGAACUGAAAGCAAGAGGUAUUGAAUAAAGGAUCCUACCAACUAUCUGCCUUCAAGUGUAAUAACUGAACACACAGCAGUUAAUCUGCUAUUUAAGGACUAAGAAGAAAGAAGUUAUUGUUCAGCUGCCAUACUUCCUUUCUCAAAACUGAAAUACUCAUUUGAAUUUCAGAGUCAGCUGAAGAAAUUUGUUUUGAUCACAAGAUACAUGUCCUUUUUAAAAACCUUUUACUUAUUUGAAUCAUGCUCUUACAUAAGUAACUUAGAGAAUUUGGGUCUUCUGAGUGCAGCAUCGUUGUCGAUAUUCUUUUAUUAUUACAUGAUCAAUCAUGUAUCGGCAUUGAAUUACUAAUUGAUAUAAUUUAAGGAAAUUGAAAUUUUACAAAUAUGGGUUGAAUUCAGCAAAAACUUUGGCUGCAAAUGCAGAAGAUACCUGGAAAACUAAGAUAUUUUUCUAGCUAAAAUUCUUUGGAGGGUGCAAAACACCUCUAGAUUAGAAUACUCAUUUUUAAUUGUAAUUGCCAAAUUACCCAUUUUUUAGGGAAGAGGUUAAACUUGCUUAAUGUGAAACUAAUUAGGUAUUUUCCAAUCGAAUUAAAUAUUUCUGAUUGACAUAAACGUUUUCCAGCAGAUGGUUAUAUGAUCUGUCCAUGAUGACAGCUGUAAAAACUGAAGUGUUUGAUUAAAGAAAAGCCAAUACUAGAUGGUGAACCCCAGUUCACUAUCACUAGUAAAAUGAGAAAAAGAUACAUAGUUUGAUAUUUGAUCUUAUGUAGCUGGUAUAGUAUCAGUUUUGUAAUGCUAAGAACUUUUGCUUUUUUCCUCUUUUCAAGGAAAAAAAUGUAAUUAGUGAUUUCAGUUUUAAAUGUGAAAUUAGCAUGAAUGUUGUAUGAUAGGUAGCAUAUGUAGAUGCUGAUCGAUUUUUAACUGCAGAAAUGCUGGAUGCUCAAAGCCUCAUUGGAUUAAACAAAGUAUCCAGUGCCUAUGACCAUCUCUGAUAAUGAGGCUGUGGUUCUGAACCUUUCAUUGUAUUUAAGUUUAAAUAAAACUUAAUUCAACUUCA
This is a messenger RNA of Rhea pennata, 3289 nucleotides long. RefSeq names its product deltex E3 ubiquitin ligase 3L (gene DTX3L). Lineage: Eukaryota; Metazoa; Chordata; Aves; Rheiformes; Rheidae. Gene Ontology annotation, molecular function: ubiquitin protein ligase activity. Gene Ontology annotation, cellular component: nucleoplasm. The record is from RefSeq and is a predicted model, not a curated record. The transcript has 5 exons. Bases 33 to 2255 code for a protein of 740 amino acids. Gene Ontology annotation, biological process: Notch signaling pathway; protein ubiquitination.